Messenger RNA from Harpia harpyja (harpy eagle), 3542 nucleotides. RefSeq names its product molybdenum cofactor synthesis 3 (gene MOCS3). Gene Ontology annotation, molecular function: URM1 activating enzyme activity; adenylyltransferase activity; thiosulfate-cyanide sulfurtransferase activity. Bases 25 to 1440 code for a protein of 471 amino acids. Gene Ontology annotation, cellular component: cytoplasm; cytosol. Gene Ontology annotation, biological process: protein urmylation; tRNA wobble position uridine thiolation. The transcript is spliced from 2 exons. Lineage: Eukaryota; Metazoa; Chordata; Aves; Accipitriformes; Accipitridae. The record is from RefSeq and is a predicted model, not a curated record.
UUCUCGCUCGGUCUGCCCUCGGCCAUGGAGGGCUGCGCGGAGGCGGCGCGGCUGAGCGCGGAGAUCGGCCAGCGGGAGCAGGAGCUGCGCGGCUUACGCGAGCGGCUGGCCGCCGUCCUGGCGGGGGGUGCUGCGGGCGACGGCGGGGCCACCGAGGCCACCGAGGCCGAGUGUGCCGCCGCCUUUCCCGGCGAGCUCCCCCCUCUGCCCGCCCGGGCCUCUCUGAGCGCCGCCGACAUCCUGCGGUACAGCCGGCAGCUGGUGCUGCCGGAGCUGGGCGUGCGGGGGCAGCUGCUCCUGGCCCGCUCCUCUGUGCUCGUGGUGGGCUGCGGCGGCCUGGGCUGCCCGCUGGCCCAGUACCUGGCAGCCGCCGGUGUCGGCCGCCUGGGUCUGGUGGAUCACGACGUGGUGGAGACGAGCAACCUGCACCGGCAGGUGCUGCACGGGGAGGCCCGCCGAGGGCUCCCCAAGGCGCUCUCCGCCGCGGCGGCCCUGCGGCUGCUGAACUCCACGGUGCAGUACGUGCCCUACUGCGGCGCCCUGAGCCCUCGCACUGCCCUAGAGCUGGUGCGGCAGUACGACGUCGUCGCCGACUGCUCCGACAACGUCCCCACCAGGUACUUGGUGAACGACGCCUGCGUCCUGGCGGGGAAGCCCCUGGUGUCUGGCAGUGCCCUCCGGCUGGAGGGGCAGCUUGUCGUGUACAACUACCAGGGAGGGCCCUGCUACAGGUGUCUCUUCCCCAAGCCCCCUCCACCGGAGAUGGUGACUAACUGUGCGGAUGGGGGAGUGCUGGGUGUUGUGCCGGGCAUCGUGGGGUGCAUCCAGGCCUUGGAAGUGCUGAAGAUUGCUUCGGGAAUGGGUUCCUCCUUCAGUCAGUUCAUGCUCAUGUUUGACGCCCGUGAGGGGAGAUUUCGCAACAUCAAGUUAAGACCAAAGAAACCGGACUGUGCUGUUUGUGGUGACAAUCCGUCUGUCACCUGUCUUCAGGAUUAUGAGGCGUUUUGCGGUUCUUCUGCAACAGACAAGUGUAGGACUUUACAUCUGCUGUCCAGUAAAGACAGGGUGUCUGUAGAGGAAUACAAAAAACUGUUGGAUGAGCAAGUUCCUCAUGUGUUGUUAGACGUUCGUCCGCAGGUAGAAGUGGAUAUCUGUCGCCUGGUACAUGCUGUCCACAUUCCUUUGAGUAAAUUAGAAGAGAAAGAUGAAGAAUAUCUGGAAUAUUUAGAAAAAAGAAUUUGUGAAGAAAAGCAGAGAACUAAUGGCCAAACAUCUUUUCCUGUAUAUGUUGUUUGCAAAUUGGGAAAUGACUCCCAGAAGGCUGUAAGAAUUCUGCAGGAGCUACCUGUCAGACAAUUUGGCUCUGUGUUAGCUAAGGAUAUUAAAGGGGGGCUCAUGGCUUGGGCCGGUAAAAUUGACCCAACAUUUCCUCUGUAUUAGAAGUUUACAUGGUGAAAAAAAAGUACAAAUUUUCAUAGUUAAUUCCAUAGGGUUUAAUCUUCUCUGUGUAAUGUGGAUAAAACAGGACAUAGAAAUACCAUGUUGCUUUUUUUGAAUGGUAAUUUUUUUCCAAAAAGUCAUGUAUUUUUGUAGAUGUCUGAUUAUUUUUUUAAAAAUGUGAAACCGUCCAUGGAAAUGGAAAGAAAUUUGUUACUUGGUUAUUGUUUAAUAGUGAAAAUGUGGAAUAACUACUUAAUUGUGCAUGUGAUAAUUGAGCAUGACUCUUAGUUAGUAAUUAUAGCCUGGAGAAUGACAAAGCACAGCAGUCAAGUGUUGAAAGUUUUUACUUGUUCUCCUAACUGCCUAACAAAUUGAAACAGUGCAUGCAGUGGUUAAAAACACCCAGCUAACUGUUAAUCUCUAGCUGGUCAGUAGCACUAUUAAGCCUGUCAAUGCUGACGGGACUGUUUUGGUCAACACCUUUUAGUUCUCUGUCGAAGCAUGAGAAGUGCUCACUGCAAAUAACAGCACCUGCAGCAAGGGUGUACUGUUAAGAGCUGCCAGGGCCAUCCAUCCUUGGUUGUUGGCUGGCAAAAAAGUGUAUUCCCUGACUUGUACAGAGAAACCGAGGUUAAACAUUAAUAAGACGUAAGAGUGAGCGGACAAAGUUUGUAAAACAUACAGAAAAUGCUUUUGUGAGGGCUUAGAAGAGUUCAGAGCUUGAGACAUGAGAAGGUGAGAGAGAAAAAAUUAGAUACGGGGCCUCCCUUCUGCAAGUACAAAGACAUAUUUCAUAAGUUUUCUUCCUGUUUGUUGUGGUAGUUGCGUGUCCCUAGUUGUACUACAUUAUUUUGUUAACUGGCAUGAAGAGCUACGCGUAUCUAAAAAGUUCUCGUAGGUGAACUGAAUGAAAAGAAAGAGAAAUAAAUAGCUUCUCAACAGAGAGUUGCCUGAGUCCUCAUCACUUAAGCAUAGUAAUUAUUUUCUUAUUAUAUUAAUUAAGGUAUGGAUUUCCUUUACUUCCUGAGGAGGAAAAAACCGCCUGUCAUGACUAAUCUUUGCAUUAUACAAGGGGAAAAAAAAAACACCCAAAAAAGAAUAGUACCAUUAUAAUUAGUAGUUGAAAAGGCAUAUUUUAGUAAAAUAAAUUUGAGAACAUCCACACCACCUACUUUAUUACAAGAUGCCAUGGGUUCUAGCAAUAAUAAUCUUAGUCUCUUGUGAAGCAAACAGUUACGUGAAUUUAUAAAGAGAGAGUCAUAUCUCUUGCACUUUAGAGGACAAAGAAAACAUUGAAGGGCAUGGCUUAAAGUAAGCAUUAGUGCCUUGUGGUGCGUAGUAAGAGUGUCAUCAGUCAAGACCUUUUAAGACAGGUUGUGGAGGCUUGGUUCAGUCAGAACAUCUGGCUUCUGGUGGGUUUCAGCUUUUGGGAAUUAGAAACCAGAGGGACUUGUUUGAAAUGCCUGACCUAUGUUUUCAUUUUUCUUUCUUUACUGUGAUGUCAAGAAGAGACUGAAACAUAAAAGGUAACGGUAGCAAUAAUUCUCUAAUACCCAACCUUCCAAUGCUAAACAAUGGAUGGUAUGUCACAUAUCCCCCUGACCUGAAAAAGUGAUUCCUUUUCAAUCAUUCAAAGCAAGGUCAACCUUUGGACUUGGGGAGAAGGGAAAGACUUUUUGAGUCUAAAUCUGAGUGUUACUUCCAGUGGAUGGAAAUCAUGUGUAAAGUUUUUUGCUUUGUUACAACAUUGUAGCAGCAGAUGUACGCAAAUUCUGUGAAAGAAAAAGGAGGUGACACUAAAGCCUGUGGUGUUUGGUGGAAGAUUUUUUGUAGCAAAUUUGUAACUGCAUUUCUUGAAGCACAUUUUCAAGCAGGAAACCAGACUGUGGGUCUUUAACUGGACUGUGGGUCUUUGCGCUGUAUAGAAAACAAUUAACACCUCAAGGUUCUGGAGAACUCUGUGGAAAAAUAGUGAUAAGGAUGAAUGAAAAUGGACUAAAACCAUAGAAUGAUAUCAGAACUGGCAAAAAAAGUAAAUGCAUCAAGUCAGGCUGUUGAGAGACAAACUUUCAGGAUCUUCUAUUAAAAUGGCUUUUUGGAAA